Molecule: messenger RNA, 2369 nt
Organism: Tripterygium wilfordii
Lineage: Eukaryota; Viridiplantae; Streptophyta; Magnoliopsida; Celastrales; Celastraceae
Product: 3-ketoacyl-CoA synthase 11-like
Exons: 2
Coding region: 587-2200 (537 amino acids)
Biological process (GO): fatty acid biosynthetic process
Cellular component (GO): membrane
Molecular function (GO): acyltransferase activity, transferring groups other than amino-acyl groups
Source: RefSeq, a predicted model, not a curated record
UCGAAACAUUCAAAGCCAGUACGCGCCGCCUUCACUUCUCUCUCUCAAAAACGUGUGUAUAUUUCUCCACGUCCCUUGGUUUCUUCUCCACUUUCGCUCCUCAAAUCGUCCUUGUUUUUCUCCGUCAUCAUUUCUCCUCAAGUUCCUUUUCUCUCUAUUUAUUUAUAGUUUAGUUUAUUAGAUCGCUAUACUUCUAUUGUCUCUCUCUCUCUCCAUCUUCUUCCUUUGGCUCUCUCCGACGAGAAUCUGGACGGAACUUGCAUUCAAGUUGAAGAUGUGUUUCUGAUGUGAAUUACGUGAUCUGUUUUUCGUGCAACGUCAAUCUACAAGCUUUUAAUCCAUUCGAGUUCCUUUUUCAUCGUAAUGAUGUUUGUACGCUCAACACAUUGAUUUAGAUUUUCUGCUGCAUCUCAUUUGAGGUACCCUUUGGAACGCCCCGAAGUUUCUUCUUUUUAUAUUCCUGUGUCAUAUAUUAAUCAAGAAGGAAGAAUUUCUGAUUGGUUUCAGUUAUGAGUUUAAGAAAAUUUGAAUUUCUUUUUUCUUUUGAAGUGCGUAUGUUAAAAGUUUUUUUGAUUUGAUCUGCCCCAUGUCCCCAAAAAAUUCAGAAGAAGAAUAUCUCACCAAUGAUAUUGAGAUUUUUGGCAGGGAAAAAAUGGCAGAGCCUAGACCAGAUAUGCCUUUGAUCCCACCAACUUCCUCUUCUUCACCAUCCCGAAAACUCCCCGAUUUCAAGAAGUCAGUCAAGCUCAAAUAUGUGAAGCUUGGAUAUCACUACCUCAUCACCCAUGGAAUGUACCUUUUCCUUUCCCCUCUUGUGUUUGUGAUUGCUGCUCAGCUCUCAACAUUUUCACUCCAAGAUCUUUAUAACAUUUGGGAGAAUCUCCAGUACAACUUUAUUUUUGUGAUCCUUUGCACUACUCUCCUUGUUUUUCUAUUCACCCUCUACUUUCUCACUCGCCCCAGUCCUGUAUACCUCGUGAACUUCUCCUGCUACAAGCCUGAAGAGGCAAGAAAAUGCACCAAAAGGAUUUUCAUGGAUCAAUCUCGGAUGGCUGGUGUGUUCUCUGAACAGAAUCUUGAGUUUCAGCGCAAGAUUCUAACUAGAUCUGGCCUCGGUGAUUCUACAUAUCUACCAGAGGCUGUCUUGAACAUUCCUCCAAACCCUUCUAUGAAAGAAGCUCGGAAAGAAGCUGAGGCUGUGAUGUUUGGUGCUGUUGAUGAACUUCUGGCUAAGACUUGUAUAAAUCCCAAAGAUAUUGGAAUCUUGGUUGUGAAUUGUAGCUUGUUUAAUCCUACACCAUCUCUAUCUGCCAUGGUUAUCAAUCAUUACAAACUUCGAGGAAAUAUAGUCAGCUACAAUUUGGGUGGGAUGGGUUGCAGUGCUGGCUUGAUCUCAAUUGCUCUUGCUAAAGAUCUUCUUCAGGUCCAUCCUAACUCCUAUGCCUUGGUGAUUAGCAUGGAGAACAUCACAUUGAAUUGGUAUUUUGGAAAUGAUCGAUCGAAACUUGUCUCAAACUGUUUGUUCCGCAUGGGAGGGGCUGCAAUACUACUGUCUAACAAACGAUCUGACAGAAGAAGAUCCAAAUACCAAUUGGUACAUACUGUCCGAACUCACAAGGGUGCUGAUGAUAAGUGCUUCGCCUGUGUUACCCAAGAAGAGGACCCCAAUGGGAAGAUUGGUGUAACAUUGUCGAAGGAGCUCAUGGGAGUUGCAGGAGAUGCCUUGAAAACCAACAUCACCACAUUGGGGCCUCUUGUUUUGCCAAUGUCCGAACAAUUGCUUUUCUUCGCUACGCUAGUGGGGAGGAAACUUUUCAAGAUGAAGGUAAAGCCGUAUAUCCCAGAUUUCAGACUAGCUUUUGAGCAUUUCUGCAUUCAUGCUGGAGGAAGAGCUGUUUUGGACGAAUUGGAGAAGAACCUACAGCUUUCUGAGUGGCACAUGGAGCCAUCAAGGAUGACACUUUACCGGUUUGGCAACACCUCAAGCAGUUCUCUUUGGUAUGAAUUGGCCUAUACAGAAGCCAAAGGAAGGGUGAAGAAAGGAGAUAGAACAUGGCAAAUAGCUUUUGGUUCAGGAUUCAAGUGUAAUAGUGCGGUCUGGAAAGCUCUAAAGACCAUUAACCCUGCGAAGGAAAAGAACCCAUGGAUGGAUGAAAUCAAGCAGUUCCCUGUGGAAGUUCCAAAGGUAUCAACUAUCUGAAAUCUGAAGUGCAAAGGCAGUGAUUGUCUUGGAAUUCAGGUGUUAGGAUUUAUUCUUCCAUUCCUAGUCAGGCAGAUUAGUACUCUAGCAGUCAUUAUUGGGAUCGGGGGGGUUUCUUUGUAAUCCUGUUUCACAUGUGGUAUUUGGUUGGUAUUGUUUGGCUAUUGAU